AUGGAACUCAACAAUCUCACGCUCAAGCCAGACGGUAUUAAAGACGGUCCAUCUCUUCUUUUCGAUAAUGUAUAUCGCACCUACGAAGACGAUCAAAAUCCCGAAGCCCUCUUCGGAAAGGCGUUGCGCUAUCUUACUUCCUUGAGAGUGAAUCAUACAUCGGAACAACAAGAGAUCAUACAUACAGAGGUCAUGGAAUCUCUUUUUCACGCCAUUUACGGCAGUAAUAGCAUUGAGAAGGCCGGUCUAGGCUGGGAUGCCACACGGUAUCUGUGCUAUAAGACUCUCCAUGAGCCCAACUCCAUACUCGAAGUCAAUGAGGAUGAUUCAGACUUCAAUGAAAAGGUCCAAGAUCUAUAUGUUGCGGAUCCCACUUUACGAGAAAAGUCAAGAAGCCAUGUUGUUCGUGGCCGGCGUGAAGUCGUCCAGCACGUGAGAGCCUUCGAACAUAUGAUGGACAGGUUCUGGGUUCAUGGCGAAGACCUCACAGAGGAUCUCAUCAAGAAGACACAUGAGAUUCUUUGUAAGGGAGUAUCGAUCAUUGAUCCGGGUGCCGAGCAUCCGGAAGUACUCUAUGAGAAAUACGCAGGACAGUAUCGGGAUGUCCCUGUCGGCGCUGGAAACACCAUGUUCGUGAUGCCGCAAUACGUACCCGCAAAAAUGGCCGAGAUGUGCGCGAGUAUAAAAAACGAUAUCGACGGAAAAAAGAGGUUGGAUCCAUUUUCAAUCGCCGCCAAAUACUCGCUUCGGUUUGUUGAGAUUCACCCAUUUCAAGAUGGGAAUGGAAGAAUGUGUCGCAUCAUUCUCAGCGCCAUCCUAUUUCGGUACGUCGGUAUUUUCAUCUCAAUAAGGGAGACCCAAGAUGAUAUAAAUGAAUAUAUCAACAUUAAGAAGAGGGCGUCAAGAGAUAUGGAAGGUCACGGAGAGUAUGCUACGUUUGUGUUGAAGAAGAGCGUGAAGAGCAUACAGAAGCUGAAACAGAGGGUCAACGGGAAGAAAGCAGCAUAG
Fusarium subglutinans is the source of this 1008-nucleotide messenger RNA. RefSeq names its product fic doc family. The transcript has a single exon. The coding region runs from base 1 to 1008 and encodes 335 amino acids. The record is from RefSeq and is a predicted model, not a curated record. NCBI's taxonomy places the organism in Eukaryota, Fungi, Ascomycota, Sordariomycetes, Hypocreales, Nectriaceae.